GGCUCAAACGUGAGCGUCAAUUUGGAGGAAGCCAGGUCUGCGUCGUCGGUUUUGGCGUGGUGGACGAAGGCGCUUUUAUAAGUAUCAACGUGAGUUUUUGCACAUUUGUUGUUGCUUGUUUUCCUUCAAGACUUCAAGAAAGCGACAUGCAGUAUUUAAGGGAUCAGUUCCGCGCUCCCUGGGACAGCGAUGUGAGGCUCGAUGGCAAAACUGUGCUCAUCACCGGGGCCAACUCCGGCAUCGGCAAGGAGACGGCGGCCAACCUGGCCACCAGAGGUGCCAGAGUGAUCAUGGCGUGCAGGGACAUGGAGAAAGCUCAGGUGGCCCUCACAGAAGUUAGAGACCGGUCCCUCAAUGACGACGUGGUUUGCAUGAAAUUAGAUAUGGCUGACACCAAAUCUAUCCGAGAAUUUGCACAGGCCAUAAAUGAAGGAGAGUCCAAACUGAACAUUCUGAUCAACAAUGCUGGCGUGAUGUGUCCUUACAGCAAAACGGCCGAUGGCUUUGAGAUGCACAUUGGUGUCAAUCACAUGGGUCACUUCCUCUUGACGUAUCUUCUGCUGGAUCUCCUGAAGCGUUCGUCUCCCGCCCGCGUGGUGAUAGUGUCCUCCAUGGCUCACGCUUGGACCUCCAUCAAAUUUGACGACAUCAACAGCAAGCACGCCUACGACAAGUUCAAAGCGUAUUCUCAGAGCAAGCUGGCCAACUUGCUUUUCUCGCGCUCUCUCGCCAAACGCUUGGAAGGCACGGGUGUGACGACGUACGCUGUGCAUCCAGGUGUGGUCAACACGGAAUUGUGGCGCCACAUGAACCGACCUCAACGCUUUGUGAUAACGAUGAUUAGACCGUUUAUUAAGACGCCGGCGCAGGGUGCCCGCACCAUCAUCUACUGCGCCGUGGAGCCCACGCUGGACAAGGACAGUGGCGGAUUCUACAUGGAAUGCGCCCCCGCCGACUGCUCGGCGGAAGGCAGAGACGAAGAGGUGGCGGAGAAGAUGUGGGAGCUUAGUUGUCGGAUGCUCAACAUCACGUGGGACUGACUUGCCAGGAUUGCGACAUUUCCUGUUUUGCCGGCUUCGAUUGUUUAAUCUUCAUAUCUCGGUAUUCGUUGUGUGGAGCUCUGAUUUUGUUGUUGACUUUGUAUUGAAUGUUCAUUUCUACCCAAUGUACUCAAUAAACGUUAUCUUUAACCUUCA
Messenger RNA from Syngnathus acus (greater pipefish), 1196 nucleotides. RefSeq names its product retinol dehydrogenase 12, like (gene rdh12l). NCBI's taxonomy places the organism in Eukaryota, Metazoa, Chordata, Actinopteri, Syngnathiformes, Syngnathidae. The coding region runs from base 147 to 1040 and encodes 297 amino acids. The transcript is spliced from 7 exons. The record is from RefSeq and is a predicted model, not a curated record.